Messenger RNA from Stegodyphus dumicola, 4046 nucleotides. RefSeq lists its product as uncharacterized. Gene Ontology annotation, cellular component: membrane. The record is from RefSeq and is a predicted model, not a curated record. Gene Ontology annotation, molecular function: calcium ion binding. NCBI's taxonomy places the organism in Eukaryota, Metazoa, Arthropoda, Arachnida, Araneae, Eresidae. Gene Ontology annotation, biological process: regulation of apoptotic process; multicellular organism development; cell communication.
UGGAGGAAAAUUAUCCGCUGUAGAUGUCAAAGGAAAUUGGGUACAGAAUUCUUUAGAGCUUUUACAGUUCCCAGCAUCUGUUGUUAGGCUUGUUUCUAAACUGACACUCAUGAGAUCCCACUGUGAAGGAAAUUACAUCCAUCACCUUCAAACUGGCUACUUAACGGUGGAAUCUUUCGGCAUCUUCGAAUUAGAUCUUGUGUCUUUCGAAAACCGCGGAGGCCGAGAAAUCUUGGGCGGCUGUUGCAGUGGUCGGCAUAGGGCUGACGGUUCUUGCCAGGGCACCUGCUCCGUCUACCUCCGGAUUUGCAUCAAACACUAUCAGGCCACGGUGGAUCCCGAUAGCCCUUGCACUUUCCACGAAUUCCAGACGCCGCCUCUCACAGCUAAUAAAUCGACCAAUCCAAACGAGGAGGACUCUGGGAUCUUCAAUUUACAAGAUCAACAUAGGAUGUCUUUCAAUCUCGGCUUUACCUGGCCGGGCGAAUUUUCAUUGAUUAUUGAAGCCUGGCGUCACUCAGACAAAAAAGGUAGCAAUAAGGUUCUCGUUGCCAGAUUCAUAGCUCAGCGAACUCUACAGACUGGAUUGGAUUGGACGCAGGACAAAUUGUCUACAAAUCAAAGUUCCCUGGAGGUGCUUUACAGAGUUUAUUGCGCCGAAAAUUAUUACGGACCGAAAUGCGAUGCAUUAUGUCGAGCUCGAGACGACAAAUUCGGCCACUAUACUUGCAGAGAUGACGGCCAGAAAGUAUGCAAGGCCGGCUGGACUGGUGAUUAUUGCGAUAAAGUGGUCUGCCCGCCUGGAUGCCAUCAUGGUACAUGUGAUCAGCCCAAUAAAUGCAAAUGUCGAUCUGGUUGGGAAGGUGAAUUUUGUGAUACUUGCAUAAGGUAUCCUGGAUGUAUGCAUGGCACCUGUUCGCAACCUUGGCAGUGCAACUGUGAUGAAGGAUGGGGUGGUCUGUUUUGUGAUCAAGAUCUCAAUUAUUGUACAAACCAUAAACCUUGUCAGAAUGGUGGUACAUGUACAAAUACUGGCCAAGGGUCAUAUACAUGUAGUUGCACUGAGGAAUUUAUGGGAGAAAGAUGUGAGAUUCUUCAGAAUCCAUGUAAAAAGAACCCUUGCCAAAAUAAUGGCACUUGUGAGAAUCCAAGUGCAGGGAACUAUUCCUGCAAAUGCAGUCCUGGUUUUUUUGGAAUUCGCUGCGAAACAUCUGCUAAUAUAUGUACAGAAAAUCCUUGUGAGAAUGGAGGUUCCUGUAUUCAUGACCCUGGAGGUUUUAUUUGUUCCUGCCUAGCUGGCUACACAGGACCUCAUUGUGAAAAUGUUGAAGUAUCUUCAUGUAAAGAUGGUCAAUGUUUAAAUGGUGGUACCUGCAUUGAUCUUCAAAAUGGUGCUCAUUGUAAAUGUCCUCAGGGUCUUUCAGGAAAAUACUGCGAGAUCAUACUCACUUGUUCCUCAAAUAUAUGCAAGAAUGGUGGCACAUGUACUGAAUAUUCAGGAACUGUUAUGUGUGACUGCCCUUCUGGCUUUUCAGGCACAUUUUGUCAAAAUGGACAGAGCAGCUGUUCUUCAAAACCUUGUGCCAAUGGAGGUGUAUGUCAAGAUACUAAAGAUGGCUAUAACUGUGAUUGCAAACCUGGUUUUAGUGGGAAAGACUGCACUGUUUCAAAUGACUCUUGCAACCCUCAAACAUGUUUGAAUGGUGCCCUGUGCCAUGUCACAGCAAAUGGUUUUAUGUGCCACUGUCCCAGUGGUUAUCGAGGUAAUCGAUGCCAAAUAAAAGAGGGCAGUAUUCUUCAGGCAAACUGGAAUGAGCAGCCAUCUGUAGCCUCAAAUGUGUCUCAUAGAGUGUCAGAAGAGCAAGAAAAGUUUCAACUCAGUGGAAAGCAAGUGGCUGUUAUUGCCAGCUUAUGUUCUGUUUUUGUUAUUCUUAUUAUUGUGUUAUCCUUCUGUGUGAUUUUCUGUGUCUUACGGAAACGCAAACGUCAGCGUCAUGCGGAAGAAACUCAAAGAGCCAAAGAAUAUGACUUUGAUUUGGAGGAUGAGCAAUUACAGAAUGAGCGUAAUGCAAUGCACAUGAACAAUAAGCAGUGUAAUAUGCCUCAAAAAAUUGUGAAUGCCUUGGACAGAGUGCCUGCCAAAGUAUCCAAUGAGGCUCCUCCUAAAGUGCUUAACAGUGAAGUGAAUAACAAAAAAGUGCCAGACAAAAGUUUGGUUUGCACUCCAAGAACUUUACAAAAGAAAGAUAUCUUAAGUGAUAGUUCAAUCGGCUGCCACUUUCCUCAGGACUGGCCUCCAUGUAACAGUAGUGGCAUCUAUGUCAUUGAAGAUCACUUCAGGGCGAGUUCUGAACAGAAUACAGGUUUAGAAAUGGAGAAUGUUCUUGCCACUGAAGUUUAAGGACGUAUAAUUUAAAUGUUGUACAGUCUGUCCAAGUGCCUUUUGUAAUAUAGUUUCAUGUGUUUGUACAAAACAGAGCUUUCUAUAGAAGAUCAUAGAUUUUUUUUUUUUUUUUUCCUAUUUAUAAUGAGUAGUUGAAAUAUUUGCUCGCAGUUACAUUAAAAAACUUUUCCUUUCCUUCUUUAAUGUGUUUGAAAAUAGCAUAGUAUAUUUUGUCAGUUGUUAAAUUUAGAAAUUUUAUAUUAUUUAAUACUCGUGCAUUUAUAUAAUUUUUUAGGCAUCACAAUUGUUUUUGGAAAAAAAAAUUAUUUUAUUUUACCUUGACUACCUGAAAUAAUUGUUCUUAAUGAGACAAUUCCUUAUUCAGUGAUAAUUUAUUUCAUGCUAAGUUGAUGCUAAAAGUUGUUGCAGAAAUUGUAGUACUUUAAUACAGUUUUGAAAAUAUAUCUCCACUGUUAAAAGUCUUUGUGAAGAAAGCAAAGCAUUUAAAUUUUGAAAUGUAAUUUAGUUGUUUAUAAUGCUGCUAGAUGGCAAAUGAUUUUCUUCUAAGUAUGGUAUAUAUUUAUUUAAAUGUCUAAAGACUGUCACGGCAUUUCAUUAUCAAUGCUGAAAUAUCAGUUUUGUUUAUUCUGAACUAACAUAAGUUAUUCAUUUUCGAUAUCUCACCUGUUUUUAGAUAUUUCACUUUUAACUGAAAUUUGAACUGAGUGAGCUGCGAACUGUUCUUCAGCUAUUUGUACAUAAAAUAGUCUCAAGUAGGGACUGAUAAAUUGAGGUGGAAUUUUAUUUCCAUACUAAAUCCACCAGUAAAGAAUAUAUCUUUUAGUUUAGUUAUAUAAGCUUAUUAAAAUAUAGAGAUCUCAUAGAUUUUACUGCCAGUCAGUGCUGUAAUCGGCUAUUGAUUGUUUCUCUCUACAUGUAAAAUGAUUAUUGUGCCAUGUUUCAGUAGAUUUACAAAACUUUCUGUCAGACAUCUGUAGUUCAGCAUGCACUUACUUAUUUUCCACAAUCAUUAAUGAAAUUUUGUUGUACUUGGAGACAUAUUUCACGCAUAAAAAUAAAAAAAAAUAACAUUUUUAAUUUUUAUUCUUAGACAUGUUUAAUAAACUGUUUAUCUUUUAAAAUUUCUAUACAAUAAGUAGUAAUAUGCACAAUUUAUGCAAUUUGUUAUAGCAUUAAGAUUUUAAAGAGAAUGAGGUAUUCUCUAAGUCAGUAAUAUAUGCAGUAAGAUGAGAAUUUAGUACUUAAGUGCUGUCUUCAUUUAGAAAUUUUGACAGUAUAUGUGGUUUACGUAGAUCACAGUUUUAUUAAGUGAUUAGUUACUGAUCUCUUGAUGUCUUAGAAAACUACUGUUUAGCUUUGAAAUGAAACCGUGUUUCCUUUGAUUUAAAAACUCAGUUGACUUAAGUGAGAAAUCAUUAUCAUUUAUUUCUGUAACUUUCAUAAUCUUGAACAAGAAGCAAAAUAGUUCCCCCCCCCCCCAAGUUAAUUCUUUAGCUCCUUUAGUGAAAUUUUGCAGUAGUAACUGUAUAUAGCAUUUGUACAUUUUUAGUUGGAUCUCAUCUUGUAUAUAAACGGAGGCUGUUUUUAUGUCCGUUUCUGCAGCACCAUGUCCUGAAUAAAUUCAUGAUUGUCUAUUUUUGUA